This is a messenger RNA of Dimorphilus gyrociliatus, 1162 nucleotides long. NCBI's taxonomy places the organism in Eukaryota, Metazoa, Annelida, Polychaeta, Dinophilidae. The record is from the annotation of a GenBank genome assembly.
CGUCAGUAUAACAGGUUGAGCACUAUCCUCAACUCAUUUUGUUGUUCAAAGACUUUUUUUUGACUUUUUGAAAACUUUUACAGUCAUCUCUACUUAAUCAAAACAAUAUGAAAGUUAUUCUAUUGCUCCCUGCAAUUCUUGCAGUUCUUAGGGCUGAAACAAUUCCAGAAUGUGUUAAGACAGAAUCGAUUGAACAGUGUGUUGAAAAUCGAUUGGUUUGGUUUGAAAUGAGCAUUAGAUCUAAUUUAACGAAGAUUGAAAGUCGUUUAAGUGAAUUAGAAAAUAAAUACAAUGAUGAAAGUAACAUGGAAAAUGGAUUGGGGGAUGAAAUCAGACAAACUACUUUAAAACCUGAGAACUAUAAAGUGAAAACAAGUACAAAGAAACUUCACACAACUAAAAUGACAGAAAAGCCUACCGAAAAAAAAGAAGAGCACACUCAGCCAAUGACAACAAAAACAAUUGCUGAUAAAAUAACAACAAAGGUAGAUGAAAUGAAGACAACAAUGAGAGAAACACCUGAAAUAGAUAUGACUACAGUAACCCCAUCAACAGUAAUGACAAAAUCAUCAACACCUGUAAAAGUGCCCUUAACCCAAAAACUUAUGUGUGAUAAAACGCAAACGAUAAAUCAACUACCAAAUUGCAAUAACCCCAAGUAUAUUAUCACCUCUCUCAACUAUCCUCAGAGCUAUCCAUUUAAUUAUCAAUGCAAAAUUAUUCUGGAUGAAAUAGAUAAUUCGGUAAUCCAUAUCAAAUUUCUGGAUUUCCAUGUUGAACAAGGCCAAAGUUGCCCUUUCGACAAGCUCACUUUCAAAGAAGGGAGUAAUUCAGCUACUCUCUGCGGUAGAGGUCAUAUAAUCCCGGACGAUAACGAAGUGGACCUAUUCCAAUCGAAUAUUGCUAUUCCAAAGUUAAAUACCACCUACACCAUUGACCCGAAUGGUCCAGUAGAAAUAUCAUUCUUAUCUGAUAAUAUUGUCAGAGAGAAAGGAUUUGUCAUGCAUCUUGAAUUCAAAUGCGUCGACAAUUAAGCGAAAGAGGAUGUUUGAAUCUACAAUUGGAAGAUUUUAAUUUGUUCCUAAUUUUAGUAAUAAACUUACUUAAGCAAAAGAAAAUAAAAACACUUUGUUUUAUAUUUCACAUUCGAAGAUGAUCAAAU